Messenger RNA from Orbicella faveolata, 952 nucleotides. RefSeq lists its product as uncharacterized. The record is from RefSeq and is a predicted model, not a curated record. NCBI's taxonomy places the organism in Eukaryota, Metazoa, Cnidaria, Anthozoa, Scleractinia, Merulinidae.
AAGCUCUGCUGUGUCUUGUCUGUUGAUAUACAGCUGAUUGUCUGUGAAGAAUUGGAGCUUUGAAAGUCACCCUUAAAAUAGCCUUUAAAGAUGCUUUUGAUGAUCAGUUUCAUAGUUUUUGGAGCAUGCGUCGUGUCCAGUAGUCCCGUGGAAAGAAGAUACUCCACUCAGGAACCAAGAGAUCUUGACUUCCAAGAUCAUUUAGAGUUCCAAGAUGACUCUCUUGCUUUAAAAGAACGGGGAUCUCAGGGUUGUAAAUACGAUGGUGAGACGUACGAAAAAGGUACACUCCUUAAUAUAACUUCAAAAGGGAUAUGUCACCUUCACCAAUGUAAGAGAAGAAAGUUCCGCAAAGUGAACGAAAAAAUACUUCAGUACUGUGAUGAACCAUGCGAGCUGGGAUGGCUUCCUGGAUGUUGUUUGUGCAAGAGGAAAAGUUGCGAAAACAACAGGAAACCUGGGGACACAUGGAUGCAGGUUAAAAAGUUGACAGGGCCAAAUGAAGGCAUUUGCUCUCGCUGUCGAUGUGGACCAGAUAACAAAGAGUAUUGUUGGGACAAUGAAUUUUCCUGCUCAAUACCAGGAUGUCAAGAGACAGAAAAGGAGCCGAUGCCAGAUUCUUGCUGUCCAAAGUGCAAAAUAUGGAAAAAGCCAAAAACGACAACCCAGCCUUGGAUUACAAUUCCAAUAACGUUAACAACGGAAGGAACUACAGAGCCGUACCCGUUUACAUUCCCUCCUGGCUUUGACUCCAGUGAAGACGAAAACCGUUAAAAGAUGACAUUUUUCUUGGACAUGUAUUACCGCUAAGAGCCAAGAGUAGUUUAACCAAUAUUUGCUUGCUUGUAAUGAAAUGUGCAUGACAUACACGAGUUGUAGUGGGCACAUUUCGAUAGAUAGAAUUAAGUGCUUGCAAUAAAAGUCACAACGAAAAGUGCUUUGCCUUUUUUUA